Molecule: messenger RNA, 1466 nt
Organism: Bubalus bubalis (water buffalo)
Lineage: Eukaryota; Metazoa; Chordata; Mammalia; Artiodactyla; Bovidae
Product: translation initiation factor IF-2-like
Exons: 3
Coding region: 1-780 (259 amino acids)
Source: RefSeq, a predicted model, not a curated record
AUGGGGGCGCCCGGGCGUCCAGCCCAGUGGGUCUCCCGGGUCCCGGCACGCGCCUGUCACUGCCCGGAGCAGCCGCCGGCCGGCCCUGACCUCUCCCCGAGGUUGUGCAAACCCGCGUCCCGCCAGCCCCGGAGCCUGGGCGGCGGAGAGCCCCGCGAAGGCCGCGGCGCCCGGGCCGCGGCCGCGGGGGGAGACUCGGCGCGGACCGCAGGCCGCCUCGGUGCGGUCCCGGCCCUCGGGGAGGGCGGCGCGCCCUGCGGCCCUCAGCCCGACCCCCAGCCCCGCCCGCGUUCGCCCCGGGAGCCGGUCAGGACCCACCUGCCUACCGCCGGCGAGGGCUCGACACGCCCGGCGCCGCCGCUUUCCAACUCCCGGCUCCAAGUUGAGCGCCCCGGCGCCGAGCGGCUCCGGGCUGGAGAAGUUGCCGCAAACUUCCCGCGCCCCCCUCGCCGCCCCCGGCGGGCGCGCGGGCCGGGACGGAUGCUGAGCCUGAUGCACGCGGCCGGCCGACGGGACCUUCCCGCUCCCCGCCGGGCGCCGCGCGGCCAAGCCGGCUCCGGGGCGCACACAGCGGGUCCCCGCGAGCUCCCGGCGCGCUUCCCGAGUCCCCUUUUCUCUUGCCAAAGAGGGUCCCACGGCGGGCCCGGAGGCGUUCGUUCAGCCGUAGUCUGUCGGGGCAGACCAGAGGAAAUAGACAUCCUGAAGUUCCAGGUUGGCAGGCCGACAGUGUUGCUCUGGGAGAAUGAAGAUCACCCUGGAGAGUCUCAUGCUGGUAUUUAAAUGCUGCGGCCACAAGGCACACCUCUUUUGGGCUCACGACUCACUGUCCAGGACUAGCGACGUGGCUGCAUGGAAUCAUCUCAAGACCAGAUAGGGCAGUCUGUCUCGUGCUCCACAGUGGAGAGCUGUGGUGCACAGCUCUAAGAACUGCUUUACUCAUGGUGGCUCGUGUCCACAUGCCCACUCCAGAUAAAUGGUUUCUUCCUGCCACUCGGGGGCCCAGAUGUUCCGCUCCUCAGGGCAGACGCUCCCAGAGAGACCACUAGCUAAUAAGAGACACGCUCUGGGUCCUUUCACCUUCAGCUCUCUGAAUGCAGCAUGAUGAUUCGCCCCUCCACACCGAGACGUGGUGCCCUAUCGAUUUUAAGUCUCUUUUACUUAAAAUGCACUCACUUCUGUUGUUUAUAUUUCAUUUUCUCAAGGCUUGUUUUCCCUGAAAGGCUGCGAUGAACAGGAACUUUUAAGAGCUGCUAUCUGGAGAUGUCAUGAUCAUUAUCAAACUUUGAAAUUUGGUUUCAAGUCAUUACUUCCCUUAUUUUAAAUGUCAUAGUCUUGUGACACAGAUAAAGCGUUCUCCUGGAAGUAUCCAUUCAUGCAUCCAUUCAUCCAGCUUUUUGUGCAUUCAGUGAACAUCGUGUGCCUACCAGGUGCCGGGCGCCGUAUGAAGAGUCGGGGAUAUGGAGGUG